Protobothrops mucrosquamatus (brown spotted pit viper) is the source of this 1318-nucleotide messenger RNA. It is a transcript of the gene GCNT1, whose product is annotated as glucosaminyl (N-acetyl) transferase 1. The transcript has a single exon. Gene Ontology annotation, molecular function: beta-1,3-galactosyl-O-glycosyl-glycoprotein beta-1,6-N-acetylglucosaminyltransferase activity. The record is from RefSeq and is a predicted model, not a curated record. The annotation marks the transcript as partial. Gene Ontology annotation, cellular component: membrane. Lineage: Eukaryota; Metazoa; Chordata; Lepidosauria; Squamata; Viperidae.
UCUGAAAGGAUCCAAAAGUUGUCUGAAAUGCUAAGGAGGAAACUUCGUCACUGUGCUAUCCUGCGGUUUAAGCCUCUUUGGGUGUUACUUUGUACAGUUGGAAUCUGGUCUUAUAUUAUAGUUCAUCAGAAACCAACCUAUCAAGAUGAUGAGCAUUUGGAACUGACUGGUGAAUAUCCUAAUGCAGUAAACUGUUCCAAGAUACUGGAAGGUGACACAGCGGAAAUUCAAAAGGUAAAGCUUGAGCUGUUAACAGUCUCCUUUAGGAGAACCCCAAAAAUAACUCCAAAUGACUAUAUCAACAUGACAAUUGAUUGCGCCUCCUUUAUUAAGAAGCGAAAAUAUAUUAUGGAACCUCUUAGCCAAGAAGAAGCAGAAUUUCCCAUUGCAUAUUCAAUAGUGGCUUAUCAUAAAAUUAAUAUGCUUGAGAGACUUCUGAGAAUCAUAUAUGUUCCUCAGAACUAUUACUGCAUUCAUGUUGACAAAAAGUCCCCAGAGUCUUUCUUGGCAGCUGUAAAAGGGAUUGCAUCAUGUUUUCAUAAUGUCUUCAUUGCCAGCCAAUUGGAAAGUGUAGUGUAUGCAUCAUGGAGCCGGGUACAAGCUGACCUCAACUGCAUGAAGGAUCUCUAUAGGAUGAAUGUGAGCUGGAAGUACUUAAUCAAUCUCUGCGGUAUGGAUUUCCCAAUCAAGACCAAUCAAGAAAUAGUGGAGAAGUUGAAAGCCCUCAACGGUGAAAAUAGCUUAGAAACGGAAAAAAUGCCUUCAAACAAAGAGGUGAGGUGGAAGAAACAUCACGAAGUAAUUGAUGGCAAGAUAAAAAACACAGGGAUAGACAAACAGCACCCACCUCUCAACACACCCAUUUUCUCUGGAAGUGCCUAUUUUGUUGUUAGUAGGAAGUUUGUGGAAUAUAUAUUAGAGAAUAGCAAAAUUCUUGCUUUUAUAGAAUGGGCUAAAGACACAUACAGUCCUGAUGAAUACUUAUGGGCAACAAUUCAGCGAAUCCCUGAAGUUCCCAGUGCCGUCUCCGCCAGUGGCAAAUACGAUGUUUCCGAUAUGAAUGCAGUUGCCCGGUUUGUGAAGUGGCACUACUUUGAGGGGGAUGUAUCCAAGGGUGCUCCUUACCCCCCUUGCAAUGGAGUUCACGUCCGUUCUGUAUGUGUCUUUGGAGUCGGAGACUUGAGCUGGAUGUUACGGAAACAUCAUUUCUUUGCCAACAAGUUUGAUACUGAUGUUGAUCCUUUUGCAAUUCAGUGUUUGGAAGAACAUUUACGAGACAAAAUGCUACAUCAACGCAGACACUAACAUGCUGGUGUUA